Pochonia chlamydosporia 170 is the source of this 1386-nucleotide messenger RNA. RefSeq names its product C6 transcription factor. The record is from RefSeq and is a predicted model, not a curated record. Lineage: Eukaryota; Fungi; Ascomycota; Sordariomycetes; Hypocreales; Clavicipitaceae. Gene Ontology annotation, molecular function: DNA-binding transcription factor activity, RNA polymerase II-specific; zinc ion binding. Bases 1 to 1386 code for a protein of 461 amino acids. The transcript is spliced from 2 exons. Gene Ontology annotation, biological process: regulation of transcription by RNA polymerase II.
AUGGCAAAAGCCAAGACCAAGCCCGCGUACCAAGUCCUCUCGUUCCGCCAAAACCGAGAAGUUGAGGCUAGAUGCUACAAGAAGCGCAAGGCGCACCGAAAGUCAAAGGGUGGCUGUUUUGGUUGCAAAGUCAAGCGGGUCAAAUGCGAUGAGGGCAAGCCAUCAUGUGGACGAUGUUGGCGCUCCUGUGUGCAGUGCAACUAUGUCUCCGAAACCACGGAGCUACCACCGUCAACAUGCCUCCCCAGGCGCAACGACAAUUCCACGACGAUGACGACGACGACGACGACGACGGGUCGUUUGUACAGCGAGCCAUCUCUUUCUGGCCUCGUUGAAACCAUAUCCGGCUCACCGUCGCCCAUUAGCGGCAUCCCGCGCCUCGCGCUGCUAAACCACCUUCGCCAUCACUUCGACGGCAUCCAGGGUCUAGAGACAGCAGGCGGCAACUUAGGCGCGAUUAUCAAGCUCGGCAUGGCUAGGCCACAUCUCCUCGAUGCCACGCUGGCCAUUGCCGCCUCGCACCUACGGCACUGCUUCCAGCAGCGGCGGUGGCAGCAGCAUCAGCAGAAACAGCUACCUAUCACUCAGGAGCCUCGCGGAAUGGUAGCAUCAUGCCGCAUUGCCGAAUGUUUUCAGCAAUCCCUAGCCCUUCGCAACUUCCAGCACGCGCUGACGCUUCCCCUGGACCAGCAGGGCUCCGAUGCGCUGCUGAUUACCUCAAUGAUGCUAAACCUGCUCACGUUUUCCAUGGUGGAGUCCAGAGACGACGAACGCAGCUCGUGGGUGUUUAGCCGCGACCCAGACCGGCUGAACUGGUUCUCUGUAAACAUGGGCCUCAAGACGUUGCUGCUGCGCACAAAGGAGUACAGAGACGGCUCGCUUCUGCAGACGGUCUUUGGAGCGUCAGACGAUGAAAAGGGUACCUUUCAUGGAGAGGAGCAGAGGCCGCUAGAUGCUGUCCCAGAGUAUUGGAUGAAGAUGUGCGGACUGUCUGCGAAAGAUGACACCGUUGACGACGUGUUUUAUGAACCGCUUCGCAUUUUAGCCGUGGUGCGAGACCUGCCCGUUUCUCACGAGGCUAUCUGGCUGUACUUGAAUUUCUUCGGCAAGCUUGAUGUUGAGUUUCGUGAUUUGCUGGGGGACGAGGAUGAGCGUGCCAUGUGGGUGUUUGGGUAUUGGCUUGGCUUACUGUGUCGCUUUGAACAUGUGUGGUGGUUCCGUACGCGGGCUGCUAAUGAUUACCGUGCAAUUUGUACAUGGCUAGAUCAGCGGCGUGUGAGGCAGAGAGUGGGCGAGGAAGGAUUGAUGUGGGCUGCACUCAUGGAUGAUUUGGAGUCGGCACAUGUACGGCCUUGUGGUUCUAGAGAGUGGGAGAGUUUUCCUUGA